GUGCAGCAGGUCGGUCGGCGGGAAAUGGCGACCGGCCUCGGCUGGGGCUGCUGAGCGCGACCGAGACCCGGCGGCGGCGGCGGCGGCAGCGGGAGCGGCGGCGGCGCUUUGUGCGAGCCGCGCGGCGGGGGAGGCCUGCCGGGCCUGGGCUGCCCUGCCGCCGCGGGUCCGGUCUCCGGCGGCGGGGAGGCGCCCGCCUGCCCCACCUUCCCUUCGGCGCUUCACAGUAAAAUGGGAAUAAUUCAUCACAAACUGCUGGUGCUGCAAGGGUUAAUUACUUAAUGUUAAUAAAGGGAUUCGGAGAUUAAAAGGGCCCUACAAAUUUACAUGUGAUACCAUCAAAAAUGAGGCUGAGAACACGGAAAGCUUCUCAGCAGUCAAAUCAAAAUCACACCCAGCGAGCAUUGAGAGUCAAGAGGAAAUACUCCGACGUGGAGGAGCACAUAACCGUUGGUGGAGGAAAACUUCAGAAAAAUGAAACUGGCUUACUGUCUUCAAUUAAGAAGUUCAUUAAAGGAAGUACCCCAAAGGAUGAACGAGAACACUCUGCAAAGAGAAGUAGAAUUGAACAUGACAUAGAUGACAACUUAAUUACAUCCACUCCUCGAACAGGAGAAAAGCCUAAUAAACAGCUUUCUCGAGUCAGGCGGAAAAGCCAAGCGAAUGGAGAAGCUGGGAAUUAUGAAAUGGCAAACCAGCAUGUCCGGCAAAAUGGAAAAUUGGAUGAUAACCCCACCAGCUGCAGCCCCCCAAGGACUACAUUAUUGGGGACCAUAUUUUCUCCUGUCUUCAAUUUUUUCUCACCAGCAAAUAAAAAUGGAACGGCAGGCUCGGACUCUCCUGGCCAGGCUGUGGAGGCUGAAGAAAUCGUGAAGCAGCUCGAAAUGGAGCAGGUGGACGAGAUCAUUACCAGCACUGCCGUCUCGGCCAACGGAGGAGCGCCCUACGCCAGCCAGGCAGCCCAGGUCCGAACGACGAUCAGCACCGUCUUGGAGGAAGUGGAGGAUGUGGCUGACUGUGAUCUGCCUCCACUGACUGCACCAGUAUCUCCAGACAGCAGUUAUUCAUCAGCUCAUGCAGAAGCCACCUAUGAAGAAGACUGGGAAGUCUUUGAUCCGUACUACUUCAUCAAACAUGUUCCACCGCUAACAGAAGAACAACUUAAUCGGAAACCUGCUCUUCCAUUGAAAACCAGAAGUACACCAGAGUUCUCGUUAGUUCUAGACUUGGAUGAAACAUUAGUCCACUGUAGUCUAAAUGAACUGGAAGAUGCUGCACUCACGUUUCCAGUCCUUUUCCAGGAUGUUAUUUACCAGGUUUAUGUGCGGUUAAGACCAUUUUUCAGAGAAUUCUUGGAGUGUAUGUCCCAAAUUUAUGAGAUCAUUCUUUUUACUGCUUCUAAAAAGGUCUAUGCAGACAAAUUGCUGAAUAUAUUAGACCCUAAAAAGCAGCUGGUCAGGCAUCGACUUUUCCGUGAACAUUGUGUUUGUGUGCAAGGGAACUACAUAAAAGAUUUAAAUAUCCUUGGUAGAGAUCUCUCAAAAACAAUCAUCAUCGACAAUUCACCACAAGCCUUUGCUUACCAGCUUUCAAAUGGAAUUCCUAUAGAAAGCUGGUUCAUGGAUAAAAAUGACAAUGAGCUUCUAAAGUUGAUUCCUUUUCUGGAAAAACUUGUAGAACUGAAUGAAGAUGUUCGACCUCACAUCCGAGACAGAUUUCGCUUGCAUGACUUACUGCCCCCCGAUUAAACUCAAUCUUUGGUCAAAGAGCUCUGAAGGGAAAGAAAAUGCAGGAUCCUUUUUCUUUUUGGACUAGAACAAAAACAUUGCCAUUACUGUUGAAAUUUUUGCAUUUUUGUACCCUUUCUCGCUUUUCUUAUCUCUGGUGCCCAACAGUAAUAAAAGGGUUACAGAAGAACUUUCUAUAUCGCCAAAUGGAAAGACGUGCAGUAUCCGUAGGUAGGCUAGAACAGAACAGUCUUUAGAUCUAGUGCAACUCCAAUGGUUUUUAAUGUACAGACGAACACCUGCCGUUUUUAAAGAAUUCUGUUUCUGCCACCAGCAGUUUAUCCUAUAAAAAUACAGGAUUUAUGAAAUCACAGAGAUUGAAAAUGGACUCUUGUUUUCUCUCUGUUUGGUGCUCUCUUAAGUGGGUUUGUAGCCACUUUGUGUUACUUUUAAAAUUCUCAUUUCAACAGGAAUGGCCAGUAAUUUUUUUCCUGUUAAAGGUUUGUAACCUUUUUACAUUUUUGAUCUGUAUUCAAGUUUAGGAUUUCAUUAUGCAUUCCUUUUAGUUGAGGUGACUUCAUAUUUUUCUGGGAAUAGCCAAGUUUGAUUAAUUUUUAUUAUUCGAUUGAAUGGCCAUUUUCCUGCUCUGUCUGCCUGCAUACUGUAUAUUUGUUUUUAAAAAUCAUCUAGUUUUUUUUUUCUGUGUACGAAUGAAUGAAUAUAUAUAUAUAUUCAUUCAUUCAUUCAUUCAUUCAUUCAUUCAUUCUACUGUAGUGGAAAUCUUUUUUUAAAAAAAUCAAGAGACUGGCUAGAUAAGAAAUAUAAGAAUUACUAAUAUGCAGAAUAUUUAAACCAUCGUGAUGGCAUGUACUGUGGACAGAUGUUUUUUUUUUUUUGUGGUGGUGUGCACAGCUCAGAGAGUGAGAGCGAGAGAUCGGUGCCUCAGUCUCCUGUCCGUAGGAGUCCUUGAGAAUUUGCUUGGUGUAAUGGCAGCCCAGCUCCUGCCGGACCAGGAUCUCCACCAAGGGGAAUAGGAAGAGUAGCCAAGCCUUGCCUUGGUUGGCCCUCUACCCUGCAGGUUGCACCAGCCCAUUUGAAACUUCCGUGUGGCUCAGUCUGUGCACCACUGUCACCCUGCCUGCUGUUGUGGUCCUGGACACUCUGUCGCUGCGCACGCAGCUGAUAUGCUAUCAUAGUGGUUUUCUAUAUUAUAUGGAAAUAGUUUUCAAGCCUUGGUUCUCAAAUGCAGGUUACACAAGAGGCUGAUAUUUUUUUAAUGGAGCAUACUCUCCUUUUUGGGAGGCUUUUUAUGGAAGGGAAAAAUUUGUAGAAGUUAGUAAGCUUUGCCUCUAAACUGCAUAGAUACGCCACAGGCUUGGGCUGUUUUUAUGUAAAGGAUGUUGCAGAAUGGCACUUUUUCUAAAGAGAAGUUUGAUAUUUUGUAUGCUUGUUAAAGAAAGAACAGUAUUGGAAAUUAAAGGUGGACAACUGAUAAUUGAGAAGUAUGUCAAUUAAUUUUUUAUGUAUAUUACCUGUUUACUUGUACAAUUUUAUUGUACAAAUUACACACAGCUUCAUUUUUGAAUGAGUCCUUAAAAUAAGGAAAAUCUUUUUAGGAAAACAUUUAAUUUUUGUAUUUUUUGAUUUUAAAAGGCAUGAAUUAUAUCAACUUUUUCCAAUGUAUUAAUGAAGAUUUUAACUUUUCAUCAGGUUGAGUGUUUUCUUACUAUAUUAUCUGUUAUAUAUGUAGCUAGCACAUGUGUCACUGAACUGUUAAAAAGUUAGCAUGUAGAGCAAGCCUGCUUUAUGGGAAAUUAUUCAUU
Molecule: messenger RNA, 3550 nt
Organism: Notechis scutatus (mainland tiger snake)
Lineage: Eukaryota; Metazoa; Chordata; Lepidosauria; Squamata; Elapidae
Gene: CTDSPL2
Product: CTD small phosphatase like 2
Molecular function (GO): phosphatase activity
Source: RefSeq, a predicted model, not a curated record